AUGCGCCUUCAGUUGUGACCUUCCUAAAUUGGAAGGUGGAGUAGAUGUCUCCAAAUCAAGGAAAGCGCCGCCUCGUGACCCCAACCUGUCAGAUGCACGCGCGUGAUCCCGAAAGAUUAAUGUCACUGAUCGAUCGAUAAGAUAUUGUCUAAAGAACUACACUACAAGCCGGUGGAGGAAACUUUGGAGCUUAUCCACUGUCCCCUGGAAUUCUGUUCAGGUACAGUCCAAAUCAGGCAGGAUAGACGCGAAAAGAAGCAUCCGACCCAGACUUUUCUCAUCGGCAUCUCAAUCACCGAGACGAACCACCUCUGUUGCUGUGGUCCCGCACCGAAGACGGAGAGCAACUGCGUCAUCCACUGCUUUCCAUCACCGCGUAGCAGUAUCUUAUUUUAAUUCAUAAUUUAGCUUUAAAGCUCUUCUGCUCCCAUCAGCAGUGCGGAUCUAGAUCUUUUCUUUACUUGCUCAGCACAACACCAUGGUGGUAUUCGUGGACUUGGACCAUGAUACAUUCAGCAAGAAUCAGUUCUCGCAUGGGCCCGAUGCUUUGCCGCAUCUCUUCGCUGAACCGGGGAAGUCGACAUUGUCCAAGUUGAUGGUUGUCGGAGCUCCACAGUCCGCAAAGCUGCCUACUGACGAUGAUAUUUCCACCGACCCGACACGCGAUGCUUCACAGUCUCAAUUGGAAGAACAAAAUCAAAAUCAAAAUGCCUUCUCCGCUGCUUUGGGCUGUUAUCCGAUCGUUAAAGAAAUCGCCCGAUCAGUGGAUCUCAACACGCUGCACGCCCUAUCUCGGACAUGCCGCCAAUUCCAUGCGAACCUGGCACCCUACCGCCACCAACUAGUCAAGCAAACCCUACGCUGCGAGAAUGAAUACAUCGAGACGCUGUCAGACCUGCUACGUAGCGGUACUCCGAUCCCCGACAGCGUCAAGUCCGUGAUCCGACUUCUGAGCAAAGAGGCCAGGGGCUCUGGGCGUCUAACUGCCGGCAAAGUUGCCAAAUGUGCUCGAGACAUGGUUGGCGAGUGUCGGCGAUGCUCCAAAGUGGUUUGUCGCAAUUGCACAGCAAAACCACCAACCAGCAAUAUGCUGAAGAACCGCAUCCGUCGUCUCUGCAACGCCUGUCAGACAGCCCCGCUAGCCGAUCUUCUUGCUUUGUCUCCUCCGAGCCUAUCUGCCUAUGAUACUCAGCCUUUGUCAUCCGAGCAGCCUAGCUUUACAACUGAAGCUUUUCAGCGUACUCCUUGUUCCUGUGCAGACUCCGUCUGGCUCUGUCAUCAGUGCGGAAUGUUCGUACGUAACAGUGACACAACGUACCGCCGCGUAUGGACAUGGCGGACCAGAUACAGUACCUACCUGGGAGGGCUAGGCACUGGUAUUGGCGAGGGCUGUCAGGGCGUCAAAUGCGGUCGUGGAGAAACUUGCUUGGCGGCUCAAGAAAUCGAGCUCGAAGUAGAAUGCGAAGCAGACGGGUCUUCAGGCAGUCCACACGGAACUGGAUAUGGAAAUAUGGGAUCACAUAAUCAUCCGAACGACCGUCGGGACAGCCGUGAAGAAGAAGAGCCCGGGUAUUUCCGACAAGAGAUCAUCGGAAUUGGAGGUGUGGUCAAACAUAAAGCCAAGAAACGGGUUCUGGUGGGGGCCUGUGUCGUUGAACACGAGGAUGAGAGAGAAACAGGCCAAUAUUUGGCACGUGAAGAGGCUGGGCAACAUCGAAGCUGGUGUGGAUGGUGCUGGAGAGUGAUUCCAUCCCAGAGUGACUUACACAAGUGACUCGGACGUCGAGGGGUUUGUUUCAAGUUUCGCAUCGCAUAGCUAGCAAUUGAUUUUCUACCACAAGCAUCCAUCGUACAUACAUCUACAUCAAUCAACCCAUUCAACCGCAUCAAAAAAGCAACCCCAACCCUGCAAAUACCAAACAACCCCAAAGCUCCCAGAAAUAGCACGAAACAAACGCAACUCCCCAGCCGAAUUCCCAACCCAGCCAAGAACCCCGCAUGCCAAAAAGGCAAUCUAGCAUUAAGCUUCGGGGGAAAGCCUGGCUAAUGAUCCUUCAGGCGUAUCCGAUCCGGAAAUAGAUUCUGCAUCGGGGAGGCUGUGUUGUUGGAACAGAGGUGGUUGGUAUUGAGUUCGGAAGGAUUGGGGCUAUGGAGCUUAGGUCUAUCUCGCGAGGAGGAGAUCGUUUCCCCCCCCUCCCCCGGCCUCAGUUUGAGGGCGAGUAUGUACGUACGUACGUACGUACACACACACUGUAUAUGUGGUUCUGUGUUUUGUGGAUGUUGCAUUAGACUCGAGUUUGGGUUUCACUGGGGGAUCUCGUAUUUGGGUGCUACUGUUACACUGUGGGUUUGAGGUAGGAUAUUACUAUAGUUACACAUUGUAUGGAAGAUGCAG
Molecule: messenger RNA, 2395 nt
Organism: Aspergillus pseudonomiae
Lineage: Eukaryota; Fungi; Ascomycota; Eurotiomycetes; Eurotiales; Aspergillaceae
Exons: 4
Coding region: 479-1774 (431 amino acids)
Source: RefSeq, a predicted model, not a curated record